GUCCCUUUCUGGUUGCAAGGUGGCUCGGAUGUUAAUAUCAUCCGGGGAUUUCCUUGUGUCGCCUUUUGAAAGGCUCUAGUUCCCUUCCCUCCCCAGCCCUUCAGAACUGACCCCGCUUCUGGUGACACAUCUCUGUUGGAUGCUGUGCUGUAUUUAUCUUUUUUUCCACCCUCGUUUCCAGACCUGGAUCUGAGAACCGUAUUGAGUUCACAAGACCGCGACAUAAACAUUGAGGCCAGGGAGGAGGCGAAGGGGAUCGUGCACUCCUUUUAAAACCUCAAACAUGGGAAAGUCUCUUUCUCAUUUGCCUUUGCAUUCGCAUAAAGAAGAUGGCUAUGAUGGGGUCACGUCGACAGACAAUAUGAGGAAUGGAUUGGUUAGCAGCGAAGUGCAUAACGAAGAUGGACGAAACGGAGAUGUCUCUCAGUUUCCGUACGUGGAAUUUACCGGAAGAGAUAGUGUCACUUGUCCCACUUGCCAAGGAACAGGAAGAAUUCCUAGGGGGCAAGAAAACCAAUUGGUGGCAUUGAUCCCAUAUAGUGAUCAGCGAUUACGGCCAAGAAGAACAAAACUGUAUGUGAUGGCAUCUGUAUCUGUCUGCCUGCUGCUGUCUGGAUUGGCUGUGUUUUUCCUUUUCCCUCGAUCUAUUGAUGUGAAGUAUAUUGGCGUAAAAUCAGCCUAUGUCAGUUACGAUUUACAAAAGCGAACCAUAUAUUUAAAUAUCACGAACACACUAAAUAUAACAAACAAUAACUAUUAUUCUGUUGAAGUUGAAAACAUCACUGCUCAAGUUCAGUUUUCAAAAACAGUUAUUGGAAAAGCACGCUUAAACAACAUAACUAAUAUUGGCCCACUUGAUAUGAAGCAGAUUGAUUAUACGGUACCCACAGUUAUUGCUGAGGAAAUGAGUUACAUGUACGAUUUCUGUACACUGGCCUCCAUCAAAGUACACAACAUAGUACUCAUGAUGCAAGUAACUGUAACAACGACGUACUUUGGACACUCUGAGCAGUUAUCGCAGGAGAGGUACCAGUACGUGGACUGUGGAAGGAACACAACUCACCAGUUGGCUCAGUCUGAGUAUCUAAAUGUCCUUCAGCCACAGCAGUAAAGCCUGAAGAUGUGACAGAGCAAGUACACACGCAGGUUUGCUCAGAACUGUCAGUGAGGACGCACUGCCUAGAAGGACCUCUCGAAUUGAGCAUGUCUAAAGUGUACCGUAGGACACUGAGGGCUCAGAUGACAGAAUCUGCUCCUUAGGCGGUUACUGGACUCUUAUUCUGUGUCGAUGAUUUGCUCAUACCAGGAGCCUUUAUUCGAUUGUAAGUUAACUGAUUGGCUUUCUUCUUAUCUUUGUUCCCAAGAUGAAAAGUGAGACUUCCUCUAAAUACAAUAAAUAAUUAUAUAAAAGUCAUAGACUUAAUCUAUAGCUCUAUUGAUAAUAUAGUUCAGUCAUGAACAUUAUUUGAAAAAUAACUUCUGAAGAUUUUUAUAUGAAAUUACUGAAAGUCAUGGAGGACUUUUAAAAACUAACCUGUUUUAUAAAUUCCCAUUCUUACAUGAUGGUAGUCUUUUGACUAUAUGAUCACUUAACUAUUAGCUAAAUGUUUUUAACCUUUAGUUUGUUGAAAUUCUACUCAUUUGCAUGUUUUUGUGUUAUUUUUAGCUAAUGGUUGCAUAAUAUUUACCAACCAUAACAGUAUGCAAAAUUCUGUUCUACACUUUGUAAGAACCUCUUAGUAUGUGCUUCAUGUAUAGUUUCGUGAACUUUGUGUUAUCAUCAAACAUAUUCCUUUUGUGUACAAUAUUGUAAAUAAAGUGCAUGGCUUUUAUACAGCUUUGAUAAAUGUCAAAAGACGUGGUACUGAUUGAGAAGUAAAGCAAGUUGUUCAUAAAAAAUAAAACAAGGCAAUGAAAUUCAGAAAUCUAUAAAGUAUUAGUAGAUUCUGACUACUUGUUAGAUCUGGCAUAAAAUAGAUAUAUAAUAAAACAGUUUGAUGCUUUACUUUUAUGUUGCUUUUCAUAUUAAGAAUUACAUAAAUAUUUUUCACAAUGAUUAGUUAUCAUCAAUUUUAUGAAUGCUUUAUGGAGGGAAAUUAUUUUUUACUAAAAAUUAUUCAAGAAAUGCUUUCAUUGAACAUUGAUAGCUAUAUCAAAAUAAAACCUGUAGUUUGCUUUUAAAUUUUUAGUCUUUGUAAUCAUACUGAUUUGAUGCUUCUAGCAGUUAAAUAAUUCUUCCUUUUUUAAAUUUCAUCUAGCACUAUUUUUAAGUAUGAUGGAUGUGUUCACCUUGUGACAAAUUUUGAGCCUCAUUUUCUAUAAGGUUCUUUACCUUAUUCACUCAGAAAACUCUAAGACCCUUUUAGAAAUAUAACACUAAUCAUAGGAGCUAAAUAUGAUACCAGAUGUUGGAGGAGGGCCGCUUGGCAUUUCAGCCACUCGGCCCAGAAAUAAUCACACAGAAACCAUAUUAUUUAAAUCACUGCUUGGCCCAUUAGCUCUAGCCUCUUAUUGGCUAUCUUUACAUCUUAAUUUAACCCAUUUUUAUUAAUCUGUGUAUCACAUGAGGCUGUGGCUUACUGGGAAAAGUUUCAGCAUUUGUGUCCAGUGGGGCUCCAUGGCUUCUCUCUGACUCCACCUCCUUUCUCCCAGCAUUUAGUUUUGUUUUCCCUGCCUAGCUCUCUUCUGUCCUGCUGUAAGUCUAAAGCAGGCCUUUAUUAACCAAUGGCAUUCACAACAUAUAGAGGAAAAUACCACAUCACCAGAUUAAUUUCUUUUUGUUUUCUCAUUGAAGAAAUUGGGUUUUCCCUUUCACAUACCCAAGUGCCUACCUUAGUUGUGGUGUCUAGCCUAUUUACCAGUCUGAUUCUCAAGUAUCAAACAUAAAUUCUAAUGGCUUAAUCCUGCCCUUUAAGCACAUUUAUGUCUUUCCCAUACCAUAUUGCUCACUAUGAGUUAACAUUACAAACGUAUAUUUUUUUGUGUCUUACAUUCCCAGGGGUUACAAGGCUGGCCUUCCUGUCACACCCAGACCAUAUUUGCAGUCAUUCAUUCUCCAGUCAAACCAGUCUUUGAUGGAUGCUUUCCUUUCCUGUGCUUGCUGGUCAUCCUCUCCCCCACCACCUUCCACAUUCAUUCUCCUUCAGUCUGCACAAAUUGCACAAAUGUCCUGUUGGGCUUAUUCUUUCUGUAUUAAACUCACUUCAUUAUCUGUAUUAUCUCAUUUUAAUGUAACCAGUGGCUGUGACUCAUCUGAUUUUCCUUUUGUCCAGAAAUAUUUAAUCCUAUUUCUUGAAAAAUCACUGUUAUCAGUAGUUAGGCCUCCAAGACUAUGUCUCAUCUUGACCAAUAAACUAUGUAGUUUAAUGUUUGGUCAGUUAACGUUGAUGCUUUAGUGACUUUCUAUGUGUAAAAACAAAAUGUAAAGAAAUCUUUCUGUGCUUUCUGUUGUGCUUUUCCCUACCCUUCAGGUCUCAUUUCAUGGUGUACAAAAUCAUCAUUCAUUCAUUUCUUCAGAAUCAAUCUUUCCAUAUGCAUCAUAUAGUAGUCACCUUCCGUGUUCCUUCUGUGUGUGCUUUCGUCUGGGAUUGCACUGUGUAAGUGAGAAAGUCUGUUUCACUUUCUUCUAGAGUACCUGUGGAAGGCCUGAAGGGCAGGACCGUGCAGCAACUGGAAGCAACUUUGCUCCCAGUGAUUCACUUGCAGUUUUUUCUUAACUUUAAAAAAUUCAAUUGCGUAUAGACAUCUAGGUUUAAUGUCUAGUUUUAAUGAUAUUUGAGUCAUUAAAAAAACAGUUGGAAUUUAAACCCAAGUAAAAGAUAAAAGGAAGAGAGGUGCAGAUUGCCUGAGUGUUCAAGGGGAGUCAAGUAACUCCUGGGUAGGCCAGGGUGAUAAAAAGCUGUCAUUAGUGAAACUGCAGCAAACGGCAGCAGAACCCAGGUAUUGGAGAAACUGAACAGUACCUGUAGAAGCAUUGGGAGUAUGAAUGAGACGUUGGCUUUUCUUGGGUCAGUGCUGAGUCUGACCUGGCAUGGAGAAAGGGUGGGUAUGAAUAUAUGUUUAUGAGUUCCUUCAUAACCUAGCCAGACACUUGAUGAAGACAUUAUAGUAUUGCUCCAUGUUCUCAGAAGUAAAUUCUGUUCUGUUCUAAUCCCGUACUCUCCCAGACUGUGUGGGUGUUGUGUGUACAAUACCCUGCUGUUGCUCUCCUGUCUCCUUCUCUUAUGUGAUUUCUCAGCAGGAUGCUGAGAGGAUUUGCUUUAAAAUUAUAUUUCAGCAAAUACUUUCCCUAUGGCCAGAACUAGGUUCUCUGUCUCUCAUAUUUGUGCCCUAUUAUUUAAAAUAUCUAUCAGAAAGCCAUGACUUAAUGCUGUUAAAAAUUAGAAGUGUCCAGUAAACUGGAUCAGUGGAUAAAGAUGUUGCCAAGGCUGAUGACCUGAGUUCAGUUUCUACAUCUCAUAGCAGAAGGGGAGAUCUUAGCUUCUACAAGUUGUUCUCUGUUGUCCACACACACACACAGUACACAUGUAUAUGCACACAUAAAUAACACACACACAAAUGCAUGUUAAAAUAGAAUAAAAUUUCUUGAAGUUAAUAGGGGCUAAGAUUUUGGUACCUUCAAAUUGCUAUUUAAAAUAUUUCUAAAACUAAAUUGAACAAUGUAUAUAGAAUACUUUAAAGACUACCCUGGAACUUAAUUAUUGUUUCAAUGUUUAAUACUCCUCAAAAAUUCCAAUAAAAAUAAAACCUUUUCAGUGUGAAUUAUUUAUAAGUAAGAUUAUUAUGUUUGAGAUUUGUGAUACAGUGUGAAAAUAUUACACGAGAUAAUUUCCUUGAAAUUGCUUGAAAGCCCAUAUUGAGGUAACAUUUAAUAGACCAUAACUUUAUUUUGUGCUCAGUUUUCUUUUGAUUCCUGUUUACUUGGGCUUAAGUAGCUAUUUUAUUUUUAAAAAAAGUUACAAGAAUAAAAUAUAACUUACUUCAGAUCUUGAAAUUUGCACUUAGGAAAUGGCAGUGCAGUGUACAAAGGGGUAGGAGGUGACAUCAAAACACAGGAUAAGUAAUGUCUUAGAAGACUUGAAACUUGGCCCUAAUGAGUCCUUUUUGGUUCUUAGCCUUAUUGGGAAAUAAUGUUGGAUAUUUUAUUGGCAAGUGUGUUGCUGAGUCCUUGCCAUUCUUUUUGGUUUUUAAAGUGCUUAAGUUAAUAGACAUUUAGACAAUGCUUCAUAUUUUAAAAGAUUGUUCCAUUCAUAUACUUUAAAAGUAUACAAGCUAUAGGUUUUCAAAUACAUUAUUUGUCUUUUUGGGCAAGUAAUAAGGGUUAAUCUUAAAGUUAUUGAUAUGUUAUCACAAGGUAAACUGGGUCUUUUAGGUAAGAGUUUGAGAACACUGAAAUACAACAGUUGCUUGGCCCAGAGAACAUCUUAGAGGGGCCAGCUUUAUGCCUCUCACUUUUUUUUUGUGAAACUAGGUUUUAAAUAAGAUAUUUAACUUUUUAAGAAAAAUUAUUAUAUAUCUGAGAUAGUUGGGUAAGAACCAUUAUUCAAGUUUUAUUUUUGAUCAAAACGAAUGUAUUUGUGAUAUACUUGAUCAAAAAUUUAAAUUCUAUAUCCAGGAUUUACUUACAUAGCAAUAUUCAUUCACAGUUUGUAAUUGGAACUACAUUGUGUGUCUUUGGUUUGCUUAGUUACAGGUUUCACGGAGGAAUUUUGAAACUUAUCUUUAAUUUGGGUAAAACCAAUAGUUAUAUGGUUACUAAAUGGAAUUCCCAUGUUUUCAAAUGUCAAUGCAAUCCCAUUUCUAGUUUGUUUUGUUUUUUUUUUUUUUUGCACAUUUAGCACAGCCUCCAAGUUGAACAACAUAAUGUGGUUGGUGUUCAACCCUCAAAGCACUGCAUAGAUAGCUUAGCAAGAUUAUGAGAAGCUUUUCAUAGUUGAGUCUAACUAUCCUAGAAGGAAGUUAUUGCCUUCUGUUUAAUUACAUUAAUUGAAAUGUGUUUAGGAAAAAUGUUUUCAGGAUAUUUUGUAUGCUGCAAAACACAAAAGAAUAGUAUUGUGCCAAUGGCCAAAGGUAAUAUUACUACCAUGUAGAAGUCCAAAUUGACCCACUUCACGGAGAAUUUUAGAAACUAGAAGUCGGGGGGAUGCUGCAUCAGCUGUCCUGGGUGAUUCUUAGUGCUGUCCAGGAUGAGGAGAAACAAAGCCAGGCUGUACUAGAUGCAGAGUAUUGUUACACAGAGGCUGGCUAGACUCUAAAUGUCAAUUCAAAUCGUGGAAUAGAAAAUGUAAAAUAUGUUCUGUAUACUUGCUCUUUAGUGGUCUACAUCAUGGUACAUAUAUUAAAUUUAUUAUUUGUACAAUUCAGUUCUGAAUUAUAGUUAAGAUUGCCAUUUGUGUAGGAAAAUGUGGUUAUAAUAGGAACAAAAGCAUAGACAUGCCCCUCAAUGCUAUUUUUUAAAUUCACUUGUAACUGGUACUCUUAUACUUGUGUAUGACAAAAUAAAAUUUGUAAAAUCAUUUUAGCAUGAAAAAUAAAAUUUAUAUCAAUGAA
Molecule: messenger RNA, 6549 nt
Organism: Arvicola amphibius (Eurasian water vole)
Lineage: Eukaryota; Metazoa; Chordata; Mammalia; Rodentia; Cricetidae
Gene: Tmem106b
Product: transmembrane protein 106B
Exons: 8
Coding region: 284-1111 (275 amino acids)
Biological process (GO): dendrite morphogenesis; lysosome organization; lysosomal transport
Cellular component (GO): lysosomal membrane
Source: RefSeq, a predicted model, not a curated record